This is a messenger RNA of Mercenaria mercenaria, 985 nucleotides long. Its product is annotated as uridylate-specific endoribonuclease D-like. Lineage: Eukaryota; Metazoa; Mollusca; Bivalvia; Venerida; Veneridae. The record is from RefSeq and is a predicted model, not a curated record. Gene Ontology annotation, molecular function: RNA endonuclease activity. The transcript has 5 exons. The coding region runs from base 97 to 939 and encodes 280 amino acids.
UCACAGUACAUUUGCACUAUGGAAAGAUAACAAAUACAAAUGUUAGAUUCGUGACUUGCAGUUGUAAAAUUGGUUCGUAAAGUUGUGACGGCGGUCAUGUAUACAUUUUGUUUUACAUUCUUUGCUGUUGAAGUGCUGUGGUAUGCUGGUGCUUCCGUGUCAGAUGGCCAACUGUCGGACUUUAUGGCAACGAUCUGGAACGGUGAUACUAACGCAGCAACGAGCGUCAGGGUCAACCUUCAAGGUCACACAUACUCUGGCUCUACGUCUGACAGGGCGUCCAGCAGUUUAUUUAGCUAUGUAAACGACUAUUACUACUUUAGUCGUCCAACCUAUGCCGCCCUGAUUCGUCUCCUUGACAACUAUAAUCACGUGGUAGGUGGGGCGGAGCAUUCAAAUUACGAAGAAGAUCACGAAGUGACGUCAUUUUUGGAUGCUAUUUCUAAGACAUCAGUGAUGCAGAAAACUUUGCAGUUUCUUCACCAACAUGGUUAUGUUGGAUCAACCUGGAGUUCAUUGGAGACCCAGCUACGGCGUAUCUGGUUUGAUGGUUAUCCUCGACAUGGUCACGUUACUGAUAGUUCUGGUUUUGAGCACGUGUUUGUUGGUGAGACUGACUCUACAGAAGUUGUUGGUUUUCAUAACUGGAUACAGUUUCACUUACAAGAAAAGAAAGGAAAUCUUGACUACAUGGGAUAUAUAUUCUCAAAGCAGCCUAACAUACUUGGUGCCCACUUCAGAUGGUUAUCGAAAACAAAGUCUUUGGGUUCCUUAAUGUAUGGUACAAGUCCAGAGUUUGAUAUUGCAAUGUACACAGUCUGCUUUUUCGCGAGGACGAACCAUAAGUGUAACUUCUCGGUAAAUGGACACAAUAUUCAGGUCCAGACUUAUGAUAUCAACCAUGGCGGAGGAAUACAUCUUGGUACUGCUCACCUUUGAAUCAAUGAGUCUGUUUUUAACUGAAACUAAAACUGUUGAAACAUGU